Molecule: messenger RNA, 2321 nt
Organism: Oncorhynchus keta (chum salmon)
Lineage: Eukaryota; Metazoa; Chordata; Actinopteri; Salmoniformes; Salmonidae
Product: paraspeckle component 1-like
Exons: 9
Coding region: 138-1790 (550 amino acids)
Biological process (GO): regulation of DNA-templated transcription
Cellular component (GO): nucleus
Molecular function (GO): RNA binding
Source: RefSeq, a predicted model, not a curated record
GCCAUUUUGAAUUACAGCCGCACUUCGUUGGCUGUUGACUGAAAGGAGGCACGAUUUCUUCGUUUCUGAAACAUUUCUGCGCAUUCAAAGCUAUACUUACUGGAUAGAUAUUGUGAGGGAUUUACUUCGCUCUAAGUAUGGCUCACCGAAAUCUAAAACAGAUCAACAUUCAAAACAACGCACCGUCGCCGAAACCUCAGCAGCAGCAGCAGUACCACCAGCAGCAGCAUUACCACCAGCAGCAGCACACAAAGCGCAACAUGGACUCUCCAGGCAUGGAGCGAAGGCCGAAUGUUGCGGAUGGGAAAACCCCACCACCAAAGCCGCCGACGGCUGCCAGCCCUGCGGUAGAGGGGGAGGGUGGAGCCGGAGAGUCGCAGGAGAUGACGCUGGAUAUAAAGAGUUUCAGGAGACCCGGGGAGAAAACCUUCACGCAGCGGUGUAGGUUGUUCAUCGGUAACCUCCCGACAGACCUCACGGAGGAUGAUUUCAAAAAGCUGUUUUCCAAGUAUGGCGAGGCUAACGAGGUUUUUAUCAACCGAGACCGAGGAUUCGGCUUCAUUCGACUGGAAACCAGGACGCUAGCAGAGAUUGCCAAGGCAGAGUUGGACGGCACAGUGCUGGGGAACCGACCUAUCCGGAUCCGCUUCGCCACGCACGGCUCUGCCCUCACGGUGCGGAACCUUUCCCCCGUGGUCUCCAACGAGCUCCUUGAGGAGGCCUUCUCCGAGUUCGGGCCCGUGGAAAGGGCUAUCGUUGUAGUGGACGACCGAGGAAGGCCCACUGGGAAGGGCUUCGUGGAGUUUGCCAACAAACCUUGUGCUCGUAAAGCCCUGGAUCGCUGUGCUGACGGGGCGCUGCUGCUCACCACGUCUCCUCGGCCUGCCAUAGUGGAACCCACUGAGCAGCUGGAUGAAGAAGAUGGACUCCCAGAGAAAUUGCUUGUGAAAUCUGUACACUACCACAAGGAGAGGGAGCACCCCCCGCGGUUUGCCCAGCCGGGGACAUUUGAGUUUGAGUACUCGUCCCGCUGGAAGGCCCUGGACGAGAUGGAAAAGCAGCAGAGAGACCAGGUUGAGCGCAACAUCCGAGAGGCAAAGGAGAAGCUGGAGCAAGAGAUGGAGGCCGCCAAGCACGAGCAUCAGCUCAUGAUGAUGAGACAAGACCUGAUGAGGCGUCAAGAGGAGCUGAGACGUCUGGAGGAGCUUCGCAACCAGGAGCUGCAGAAACGCAAGAAUAUAGAAAUGAGACAUGAGGAGAGGCGUAGGCAGGAGGAGGAGAUGAUGCAGCGCCAUCGAGAGCAGGAAGAGUUGAGACGCCAACCGGACGGCUUCAAGCCAAACUAUGCGGACACCAGAGAACAGGAAAUGAGAAUGGGUGAACUGGGCCCUCGUGGAGCCAUUAAUAUGGGAGAUGGGUUUAACCCCGCCUCUGUUGCCGGGGCCAGUGUAAACCAGGGACCCCCUCAAAUGAUGGGCAUAGGCAUGAGCGGAAGGGCCGGAGCCAUGGGCCCCGAGGGAACUCCAAACAUGGGCGCACCAAACAUGAUGCCAGACAAUGGAGCCAUGCUGCGCAACGAUAGGUUCCCCCAGGGGGCUCCUAAUCAGAUUGGUUCGUCCCCUAUGAGUGGCCGUCCAGGUGUCGAGUCCCCUCAGCAGCAACAGGCUGUGGGGGCAGGGCUCAUGGGGGCAGGGCCUGGACCUGCAGUGGGGGGGCCAGCAGGCUUCGGGAGGGGAAUCCCUGUUGUGGGAAACUAUGAAGGGCCUAACAACAAACGUCGCAGAUACUGAUUGUGUUAUGUUGACAUUUUUUCAACGGUGUACCCCAAGGCUCAAUAUUUGGAUCUCUUGCUUUUCCUUUCUCAUUAUGUAAAAUAACUGAUUUCUUUUCUCGUCAAAUGUUUGUUUUUGUUCUUUUAAUUUGGGCUGAUUAUUUCCCUCAGCUUCUUCAUGUGUCCCGAAUGUUGACUGAGGGGGAAAAAAUAUAUAAUUAUGUCACAAGACAGGCCCAAUGUUGAUGCAAAAACACAAAUCUUCAAUGUUGGCCGCCAAAGGCCAAAAUCAACUGCGAUGUAUCUUGAUGUAGUCAGGUCUGUAGAUGGCUUAUAAACUUCUGUAUGGUGUCUUUUCUUGCUUUUUGCUAUCAGUAUCCUAUCCUCCUGUUAUUGUUGUUUUCAGUAGAUCCUAGUAACAAGUGAAGGCCUGCAUUGCCUCUGCAAUGGUUAGCUUACCUUGAUAUCCUCCCGUCCAUGGAAUGUAUUUCCCGUACAUUGCAUCCUGUAGUAGUUGUUUGACUAACUGCAAUAAAACUGUGAAAUGCCA